GCGGGCGAUGGCAGAGCCUACACUUCGCAUUCUUGGAUCUCGUCUACGUAUAAUCUUCACGAGACCGGUAGCCACAGUGUAUUUCUCCGCGUGUGUUAUUCCGAACGGCCCCUCGCCACGGCCAGACGACUCGCCGCGCGUUUCGCAAAAACAUAACAUAAUAAAAAAGAAAGAAAAACUAAAAAACAAAACAAGACCGCGAUUGAGCGAUCGGAUCGAAUCGACGCGAGUUUUCGUAAUUCGAACGCAGUUUGAAAACCGACCCGGAAGUGCUCAUAAAUGUGCAUAACUGUAUGACAUUUCUCUGUGAGUUUGCGUCCGGAAGUGUGAUAAAUGAUAAACUUAACAAUUAAUUGAUUAUAAAGUUGUAAAUCGGCGAAGGUCAAGGCGUACAGGUCUGUGUGGACCUGCACAGACACUGCUGAAGCAACAGUGGAGAGGGAACAAUGCAGACGUCAUCAUGAAUGUUUCAUAUGGACAACAGAUGUCAUGAAUAAUUUCGGGUAGCAACGAGAGUUCCAUCAUUCAAUAUGUUGGCCCCUGAUUCUUCCGAUACUAUAUCGGAAGCUAGCUUCGUGACGAGCGUGGAGGAGACCCCCCGAGUGGACCAGUGCACGCAGACGCCCCCUAGCGGCAAGUCGCGGCCGCGCACGCUGCAGCGGUACCACACGUCGGACCACCUGUACGGACCGGACCGGGCCUACGGACCGUACCGGCCCCGCAAGGACCGGGUGAAGGGCCUUGGGUUGAGUGACUCGUAUCCGAAUUUUGCGAAGCCGCCGAGCUAUGACAGCGGGUAUUCUUGCAAAUUCAAAGUGACGACAGAAAGCCCCACGAUCUCCGUGACGCCUCCUCAAAGCCUGGAGUACCUGUACCCUGCCGGCGCGGUGACUCCCAACGGCAUGGUUGGCAAGAACCCCUCCACGGCGGUGCUGCUCAGCCCCGGGUACCUGCAGAGCCCGUUUCAAUGCAACCAGUCUAUUAAGAGUGCGAGCGAGACGACGGCAGUCGCGACCGGGUCAGGCUGGGCGCCCGGCGUGCCCGACGAGUCGGCCGACGGGUCGCCCGACGGACUGUCAUGGCGGCGACUCCACAUGUCCAGAGCCAAGCUGAAGGCCACAGCUACUACUUCUGAACUACUCUCUGGCUUCGCCAUGGUAGCCAUGGUGGAACUGCAGAUCAACGAGCCCACAAACGUACCGGAAUGGCUUUUCGUGAUGUUCGCAGUCUGUACGACAGUCCUGGUCGCCGUCCACAUCUUCGCCCUGAUGAUAUCCACGUACCUGCUGCCGAACAUUGAUGCUGUUAGCAAGAUGGAGACGCCCGGAGGCCCGACCAGCGCGCUGAGGGAUUCCCCGCAUGAGCGCAUGCGAGGGUUUAUUGAGUUGGCGUGGGCGUUUAGUACGGUGCUUGGUUUGUUCCUGUUUCUGGUGGAGAUCGCCAUCCUGUGCUGGGUCAAGUUCUGGGACUACUCGUUCGCCGCCGCCACCGCCGCCACCGUCAUCGUCAUACCAGUACUGGUGGUGUUCGUGGCGUUCGCCAUCCACUUCUACCACUCGCUGGUGGUGCAGAAGUGCGAGACCUCGGUGCAGGACAUGGCGCAGCUGGAGAACAUGAAGCGGGACCUGGAUACUGCCACCGUGAAGGUCAACAUGUGCUGAAGAGGGAAUGAGAUGGAAGAUGAACAGUUUUUUUUUAUGCAUCGGGGUCAGGUGAUAGAGAUCAUGUGCUGAAGAGUGAAAGAGACGGAAGACAAAAGACAAACACUUUUACGUCGAGGUCUAGCGAAAUUAAUGGAUAGUGUUGGAGUGUGGUUAUAAGUUGUGAGCAUAUUUUGGUGCUGCUGUGGUGCUUGUAUUGAUAGCGGCUAAAAUGCUGAUCUCACUAAUCAAUCUCGGAGAGGUACAUCAAAAUAAAAUGAGUAAGUAGGUACCUGAUGAUCAUGAAGAAUUAGUACCUAACCGUGACAGUGUUUAACUGUUAUAGGCCAUCGUAGUCUGUACUAGGUAGGUACUACUAUUAUACUACAUUACAUAGGCUCGUAGAUUCAACAAGAGAUAGAUAAUACAUUCUUAAGUUUAGAAUUAAGCAUGUUUUUGUCAGUGAAUUUAUGUAAACCCGUCUUGAAUCGAAGUGUAUAAUUAAUAUGGUAGGUUCAAAAUGCGACUGUUGAUGAAAGAUAAUUUCUACUACGCAGGUACAUAAAACAUUGUUUACAAAAUUUUGAUUUUAAUGCAAAGUAGUGUUGUAAAUUUAAUGAAAUAUUCUGUAGGUAUAACUGAGCUAGAAUGUGGACAAGGUAAAAUUUUUAAUUAGCGUUUUAACCCGAAAUUCUAUUUUAUUUUUGUUAAUAUGAACUUGGCUGCAGGCAGUCUAUUAAGGAUAAAAUCCAUUUACAUUUUAUAACAAACGCAUGAAGUAACUUAAGUGUAAAUACUAAAUAAAUAGAUACUUAACACUAAGCCUAUUUCAGUAUUUUAAAGUACCUUCAAAAUAAUUAAACGGCAAAAUAGACUGAUGGCUAUGACGCUAGAUAUUAAUAUGUGUAAAUUGUUAUGAGCCUUAAAAUCCUUACGUACCCAGUAAAAUAGUUUAUGUAUUCGUGUCAGUUAUAUAACUGUUAUAAGAGUGCCUUAUCUUAUUAGGUUACUAGUAUUAAUUGAAGAAGUAAUAAUUAUAAUAAGGAACAUAUUUAAGAAACGCAAGAUUUUGUGAUUUAUAUAGAUUUAGAUGAUUUAAUUAUUAAGAAUAAGUUAAAGACACAUAAAAUAUUAAAUUGUUUAUUUUAUUCAAUGAA
This is a messenger RNA of Plutella xylostella (diamondback moth), 2797 nucleotides long. RefSeq lists its product as uncharacterized. NCBI's taxonomy places the organism in Eukaryota, Metazoa, Arthropoda, Insecta, Lepidoptera, Plutellidae. The record is from RefSeq and is a predicted model, not a curated record. Gene Ontology annotation, biological process: store-operated calcium entry. Gene Ontology annotation, molecular function: store-operated calcium channel activity. Gene Ontology annotation, cellular component: membrane.